This is a messenger RNA of Trichoderma breve, 1176 nucleotides long. RefSeq names its product calcineurin-like phosphoesterase domain-containing protein. The record is from RefSeq and is a predicted model, not a curated record. Gene Ontology annotation, biological process: peptidyl-serine dephosphorylation; double-strand break repair via homologous recombination. The coding region runs from base 1 to 1176 and encodes 391 amino acids. Gene Ontology annotation, cellular component: nucleus; cytoplasm. Gene Ontology annotation, molecular function: protein serine/threonine phosphatase activity. The transcript has 5 exons. Lineage: Eukaryota; Fungi; Ascomycota; Sordariomycetes; Hypocreales; Hypocreaceae.
AUGAGCGAUCUCGACAAAGCGAUCGCGCAGCUGCGCUCGUGCCGCCCCAUCCCGGAAGACCAAGUGCGAGAGCUCUGCCACCGUGCUAGAGAGCUUCUUAUCGAAGAGGGCAACGUUGUCACCGUGACGGCGCCGGUAACGAUAUGCGGCGAUAUUCACGGUCAGUUCCAUGACCUGAUGGAGCUUUUCCGCGUCGGCGGCGACGUUCCCGAUACCAACUAUCUCUUCAUGGGUGACUUUGUCGACCGUGGCUUCUACUCUCUCGAAUCAUUUCUCCUCCUCCUCUGCCUCAAAAUCACGACAGUGUAUGGGUUUUAUGAUGAGUGUCUUCGCAAGUACGGCAGCGCAAAUGUAUGGCGCUAUUGCUGCGACGUAUUUGAUUACCUCGCUCUCGGCGCCAUUGUUUUGGGUGCCUCCAGCACGCUCUCUCCCGGCUCGCCAGAGGACGACGACACCGAGAUUGAAGUUUGCGAUCAGGCCGGCUCUAUAAUCAGCCGGUUUCCCCGACAGCCCGCCAAUCAAUCUUCCCAAGAGAAACUCGACAACUCCAAUAAAGCUACAGUGGACAAGACGGGUCCACCCGGCACAGGAGCAUCUGGAUCCAGCAGUGGCAGCGUGGGAAACCCUACGGGGGCUAUCCUCUGCGUGCAUGGCGGAUUGAGUCCUCUGGUCGACACAGUAGAUAAGAUUCGACUCAUUGAUCGUAAACAAGAGGUACCUCACGAGGGAGCCAUGUGCGACCUUUUGUGGUCUGAUCCGGAUGAAAUCGACGGCUGGGGUCUCUCUCCCCGAGGAGCUGGAUUCCUCUUUGGGGCCGAUAUUGUCAAAGUCUUCAACCACCGAAACGAUCUAAGUCUCAUUGCCCGUGCGCAUCAGCUUGUUAUGGAAGGGUUUAAGGAAAUGUUUGAUGCUUCCAUUGUUACCGUCUGGUCUGCUCCUAAUUACUGCUACCGAUGUGGCAAUGUCGCCGCCGUGCUGGAACUCACCGAGGACGAAUCAGGCACUGGCAUCUUCCAGAGAACAAAUGGAGACGUCGGCCGUAGUUCCGGUGGCAUAGUUGAGCCGAGAGGUGGUCCCAAGAAUGGCCCUGCUCGACGGUAUCGCGUGUUUCAAGCCGCGCCACAGGACUCUAGGGGGAUGCCUGCCAAGAAACCAGUUGCAGAUUAUUUCUUGUGA